CCUAUAGCAAGAUUAAUAGAAGAGGACGUGUUGCCGAUAAAGUAUUGCAAUAAUAUAAUUAAAUCUGCGGCAGAAUUUUUCGGUCCCAGUUGCACGCCUAAUUCUUUAAUCGAUAAAUAUAACCCAACAGGUGACAAUCCUCAAAAAUGUGCGAACUCUGCGAAGGUAAAAAGAGUAACCGUUGCAGUGGAAACAAUAAAUAUGCUAAUUUCGAAGGUGCCUUUAAUUGUUUGUUGAAUAAUGGAGAGGUAGCUUUUCUAAAAGACAGCACCGUUCGUGAAAUGACAAGUCAGCGCAAUUACAGGGGACCUCCUGCAUCCGAAUUUAAACUAGUCUGCCCAUUCAAUAGAAAAGAGACAUCCGCUCCUGUCGACGACUUUCGUUCGUGUAAUUGGGGUUAUGUACCUGCUCAUGUUGUUGCAGUUAGUUCCGUUCUCCUGCCAGAAACAAGAAAAAGAUACCAAAGAUUUUUAAAGCUUGCAGUUAAGUUAUUUGGUAGAAAUAAUCCGUAUUCUAGCAACUGGAAUCCCGAUUAUCCUCCUCCUCCUCCUUCUCAUUUCAAUGCUUCAUAUAGAGGAGGUUCUAACUAUUACCCUUACAAUAGAAGAAGCCUUUCAUCAAACAGUGUGUCUGAAAAAUCUUUUCAACUAUUCAAAUCGGGAACCAGAGAUGAUCGCGAUCCAUACAAAAACAGCACCAAUCUUCUGUUUCUAGACACAACUACUAAUUUAGUUGCUCUAGAUGCCACCAAACAGAUAUUUGCUGGAUAUCUUGGAAUAAAGCAAGAUUUAUAUAAAACACUACAAAAAUGUCCUUUUUCACCUGCUAAAUUGUGUGUAGUGUCAGUUGCAGAAUAAAAGAAAUGCAAUAAGAUGAGAACAGCAUUUAGAGCAAAAAUGUUGAAACCUGACUUAGUUUGCAUAACUGGUCACAGUCAAAGAGAUUGUAUGCAGUUGAUCAAGGAUGGUCAAGCAGAUUUAACAGUGUUAGAUGCGGGUGAUAUUUAUCAUGCAGGA
This is a messenger RNA of Centruroides sculpturatus (bark scorpion), 1016 nucleotides long. RefSeq lists its product as uncharacterized. The record is from RefSeq and is a predicted model, not a curated record. Bases 147 to 857 code for a protein of 236 amino acids. Gene Ontology annotation, cellular component: early endosome; plasma membrane; recycling endosome. The transcript has 5 exons. Gene Ontology annotation, biological process: iron ion transport. Lineage: Eukaryota; Metazoa; Arthropoda; Arachnida; Scorpiones; Buthidae.